CUAAUUCAAGUUGUUUAUAAUGUAAACACAAGUUUCAAGAUUGUUUAAGAUGGACUUAGAUACAUUUUUUUUCUCCUCCUUGUCCGUUGACUGACUAUUUGAGUUUCUUCCUUCGAUUCCAGAUUUGGAUCCAUUCAAGUUUCUUUAUUGCAUAAUUCUAAUCUCUCUUAGAGUUUGCAGUUGAAUAAAAAGCUUGUAACAAGAUCGUGAUAGAUUUCAAGAACUUCCUUUUUCCAUUGAAGUUGUGUUUUUUUGUCAGUCAUUGAAUUCUUGGUUGAUUUUAAAGUUUCAGAAUAUGGCUACUGGUGAGGCAAUGUUUAUCAAUGGCCAAAGCACGGUUUCAGUUACAAGGAGGAGUUACCAAGUUGUAAUAGCGGCGACAAGAGACAUGGGUCUUGGUAUGGACAUGAAACUUCCUUGGGAUCUACCUACAGAUUCUCAGUUUUUCCACGAUGUUACAACUAGGACAACCGAUCCCACGAGGAGGAAUGCGACUAUAAUGGGAAGAAAAUCAUGGGAAUCGACUCCUCUCGAGAUUCGUCCCCUUCCUGGUCGACUUAAUAUUGUCUUGACAAAGUCUAGCUGCCACAACAUUGCCAUUGAUGAGAAUGUGUUGGUGUGUGAUAGCAUGGAAUCGGCUCUUGAACUUCUAGCCACCGAGCCUUAUUCCUUGUCCAUUGAGAAGGUCUUUGUCAUAGGAGGCGGCGAGUUGUUAAGGAAUUAUAUGAAUGCACCCAGCUGUGAUGCUAUCCACCUAACCGAAAUCGAUAUAAGCGUGCCAUGCGACGCAUUUGCACCGAGGGUAGAUACUUCUCUGUACCAUCCGUGGUACUCAUCAUUUCCAAUUGUGGAAAAUGGAAUUCGGUAUAGCUUCAACACUUAUGUCCGAAGAAAAGAUGCCGUUGUUGGAUCCGGUGAGAAGAAAAGUGCUGCUGGAUCAGAUUUCAAGGAGUACUCGUUCUUGCCUAAGAUGGUUUUCGAGAGGCAUGAUGAGUUUGGUUACUUAAAUCUUAUUCAAAACAUUAUAUCUAGUGGAGACAUGAAUGACAACAAUACUCUUACCAAAUUUGGCUGUCAGAUGCGGUUCAAUCUGCGCAAGACUUUCCCGCUUCUCACAACCAAGAAAGUAUUCUGGCUAGGCGUUGUAGAGGAAAUCCUUCAACUUAUCAGUGGUUCAAUCAAUCCCAUGGAAAAGGGUAGUAAUAUAUGGGACAGCGAUGAAGCUAAUGAAUAUCUUAACAGUUUCGGAGUGAAUGCCACAGAAGAAGAUGGAGACCACCAACACUUGUAUGGACUCCAAUGGAAACAUACUGAUGCUAGUCAGCUCUCUGAUGUUAUAAACAAGAUAAAGAACAAUCCUCAUAAUCAAAGAAUCAUGCUUUCGGCGUGUAAUCCUUCAGAUUUAAAGUUGUCGGUAUCUCCUUGUCAGACGUUCGCACAGUUCUAUGUGGCAAAUGGUGAACUUUCUAGUCAAAUCUACCAGAGCUCAACAGAAGCGAGUAUCGAGAUUCCUUUCAGUAUCACUACAUACUCUCUUUUGACAUGCAUCAUUGCUCAUGUUUGCGAUCUUGUUGCUGGUGAUUUCAUCUAUGUGAUUGGACAAGCCCGUAUUAAUAAAGCUCGCGUCAAGGCUAUACAAAAACAGCUUCAAAUCUCCCCCAAACCGUUCCCGGUAAGCACUAUCACAACUCGUUCAUAUAAACCUUAUUUUGCUCUCUCUCAAAUCAGGAAACUAUAUAACUUCUUCUGUCUCUCCAAUGUAUUAACGGUACAAACAGAUUUUAAAAAUCAACCCUGA
Molecule: messenger RNA, 1798 nt
Organism: Arabidopsis lyrata subsp. lyrata
Lineage: Eukaryota; Viridiplantae; Streptophyta; Magnoliopsida; Brassicales; Brassicaceae
Product: bifunctional dihydrofolate reductase-thymidylate synthase 1
Exons: 9
Coding region: 296-1798 (500 amino acids)
Biological process (GO): tetrahydrofolate biosynthetic process; dTMP biosynthetic process; one-carbon metabolic process
Cellular component (GO): mitochondrion; cytosol
Molecular function (GO): dihydrofolate reductase activity; thymidylate synthase activity
Source: RefSeq, a predicted model, not a curated record